UUCUUGCCCAUGCGCAGUGUUUGCGUCAUAACCACCAGGGCUGCCUUGCAUUGCGAUAGCAGAAGCAGUUAGCUUGUUAGCUUGUGUGCAUAUCCAGAAGAAGCCGGGAAUAUGUCGGAAAAGAAACAAACUGUGGAUUUGGGGCUUUUAGAGGAGGACGAUGAAUUUGAAGAAUUUCCAGCAGAAGAUUGGACAGGUUUGGAUGAGGAUGAAGACGCCCAUGUUUGGGAAGAUAACUGGGAUGAUGACAAUGUGGAGGAUGACUUCUCAAAUCAGCUGAGAGCUGAGCUUGAAAAACACGGCUACAAGAUGGAGACGUCGUAGCUUCCGAAGCAACUAUGAAAAUUCUAUUCUGGAUAUGGACUUCCAUGUUUGAAUAUUGUUAAUUCAUGUGUAGUGAGAACUUAAGUAGUUAACUUCUGCUGCUUUAUUUUGUAUUAAAAACACUGGUAAAAUAAAGUGUUUAAAAAUUGAA
Conger conger (European conger) is the source of this 475-nucleotide messenger RNA. It is a transcript of the gene sem1, whose product is annotated as SEM1 26S proteasome subunit. Lineage: Eukaryota; Metazoa; Chordata; Actinopteri; Anguilliformes; Congridae. Gene Ontology annotation, biological process: double-strand break repair via homologous recombination; proteasome assembly; mRNA export from nucleus. The record is from RefSeq and is a predicted model, not a curated record. Gene Ontology annotation, cellular component: proteasome regulatory particle, lid subcomplex; proteasome complex. The transcript is spliced from 3 exons. Bases 112 to 324 code for a protein of 70 amino acids.